AUGGACUUUUUACUGGCGGAUUUGCCGAAGUCAGUUCCGAACUCGCUGCAGUUUGGCCCCAAUGUUAAGGCAAGAUCAGCCAUCUCAAACACCCUGUCUGGGGACUUCCACAAUUUCACGGGCGUUCUGGAAAAAGACAUACUCUUCCAAAUUGUCUAUAUCGUUGAUGUGUGCACUUCAAAAGCAGAGAGAGAUCGGACAGCCAACCGGGACGUUAACAAUGUUACAGUCGAUACAGUCAGGGCCUCCAAAAUGAUCCAAUCAAGAGAAAAUAGAGAUCAAAAAGGUGAAAUCGUUGAUACCGGGUUCAAAGUGUUCAAACUUACUCUGGAAGAUUCUCGCGGGAACCUUGUUUAUGGGUUUGAGAUUGAGCCCCUUGGCUUCCUCCGCCAGCCCAUAAGACAUCAUGGCGUGGAUCCUCUAAAUGGUCUUCCCAGAGGUCCCAUUCAAAGAAGUCCUAUACGACUAGGCUCCAAGCUAAUAGUCCACAAAAACACCAGGAGCAGUCUGGGGCUUCUGAUGCUGUCCACAAGGAACGUGACAUUUCUCGGUGGAUCGGUUGACGAGCUUAAUGAUUGA
This is a messenger RNA of Kuraishia capsulata CBS 1993, 579 nucleotides long. RefSeq lists its product as uncharacterized. Bases 1 to 579 code for a protein of 192 amino acids. The record is from RefSeq and is a predicted model, not a curated record. Lineage: Eukaryota; Fungi; Ascomycota; Pichiomycetes; Pichiales; Pichiaceae. The transcript has a single exon.